AAACGUUCCGCGUUUUACCAUGCACUUUUUCCUUAAACAACAAAGAUGGCGUCAGCUCGAGUCGCAAGAAUCCUAAAAAAAUUCAAUCUACAAAGUUAUAUCUGCGGCGCAUCUCACGUUAGCACACGGAGUCUACUUACAAGUGCAAGACUAUUUGAUGUGAAUCCAGAAAUCCCUGACGCUACGUAUGGAGGACGACACACUGUAACUUUAAUACCAGCUCACGGAAUUGGCCCAGCAUUAAUUUCGGGAACAGAGGAUGUUUUUGGAAGUGCAGGUGUUCCUGUCGAUUUCGAAGAAGCGCAUCUAGUUGGGGACAAUGAUGAAGAGAUUUUACAUUCAUUUAAUGAUAUUGUUACUGCAGUUCGAAGGAAUGGAACAGCACUGAAGGGUAAUUGGAUAACAGAUUUGGGUAAAAUCGGGGGGAAGUCAUUUAAUGUUGCUCUAAGGCACGAUUUAGAUUUAUAUGCAAAUAUUGUAAAAUGUAAGUCCUACCCUACAGUUAAAACAAGACACAGUGAUGUUGAUCUGGUCAUUAUUAGAGAAAAUACAGAAGGCGAGUAUAGCAACCUAGAGCAUGAAAAUGUCCCAGGUGUUAUUGAAAUGAUGAAAAUCAUAACAGAAGAAAGUUCUAACAGGAUUGCUAAAUUUGCAUUUGAGUAUGCAAGACAUCAUGAUCGAAGAAAGGUAACUGCAGUUCAUAAAGCUAACAUCAUGAAGAUGAGUGAUGGACUCUUUUUAAGUUGUUGUCGGGAAAUGUCAAAAAAAUAUCCUGAUAUUGAAUUCAAUGAUAUGAUCAUUGACAACUGUGCUAUGCAGAUAGUGUCUAAGCCUGAACAGUUUGAUGUAAUGGUUAUGCCAAAUCUCUAUGGAAAUGUUAUCACAAGCAUUGGUGCAGCCUUAGUAGGAGGUCCAGGUAUUCCACCAGGGGAAAAUCACGGUCAAAAUCUGCAUGUCUAUGAAGCUGGCACAAGAAAUUGUGGUAAAGAAAUAGCUGGAGACAACAUUGCAAAUCCCAUGAGCAUGUUAUUUGCUGCCACAUCAAUGCUUCGUCACCUGGGAUUAUCAAGACAUGGUCAUUUAAUUGAUGUGUGUAUCUACAAUAUAGUGUCUUCUGGUAAAGCUCGACCUCUUGAUAUUGGUGGUCAAACAACUACAACAGAGUUUUUUGAUGUGCUUAUUUCAGAAAUUGAAGGACUAAGGAACCGAAGAAAAAGUUACCAGUAAAAAGUAAUUUUCUUUUGUUGUUAUAUAUGGUUAAAGCUUUCUUGUAAAUUAAAUUUCACUGUAAAAAAGUAAUAGUUCUGGUACAA
This is a messenger RNA of Hydractinia symbiolongicarpus, 1313 nucleotides long. RefSeq names its product isocitrate dehydrogenase [NAD] subunit gamma, mitochondrial-like. Lineage: Eukaryota; Metazoa; Cnidaria; Hydrozoa; Anthoathecata; Hydractiniidae. Gene Ontology annotation, cellular component: mitochondrion. The transcript has a single exon. Gene Ontology annotation, biological process: isocitrate metabolic process; tricarboxylic acid cycle. Bases 46 to 1227 code for a protein of 393 amino acids. The record is from RefSeq and is a predicted model, not a curated record.